AAACGGGGUGACACUGUUCAAGCGAAACAAGUGCUCGGAGCCGUCGGCGAAACCGGAUCGUUGAUUGGCCCAGUGCUUAACUUCCAACUCUGGCAAUACCCUAAACCAAAUGCGCCCCUAAACCUUUGAAUACGCGAAGGUGGUUGACAAGAAAGAUGGGUUAAUAUCAAUUGGUUUUUCAAUCGACAUCCCAAUUGGGGAGAAAACAUGGCAUACAAAUACGAAACCGUUAUCGGUUUGGAGGUUCACGCUGAAUUAUCGACAAACAGCAAACUCUUUUGCAACUGCGAGGUUAAGUUUGGAUCUGAGGCAAAUACGCAGACUUGCCCCAUCUGUUUGGGGAUGCCCGGUGUGCUGCCUGUGAUGAAUCAGCGGGCGGUCGAGUUUUCAAUCCGUGCCGCUUUAGGACUGAAUUGCAAAAUUGCGUCUUACAGCAAAUUCGAUCGGAAAAAUUACUUCUAUCCAGAUUUGCCCAAAGGCUACCAAAUCUCACAGUAUGACCUACCCCUUGCCUACGACGGUCAUGUCGAUUAUGAACUGGACGGCGAAACGAAGCGUGUCCGCAUUAAUCGUAUCCACUUAGAGGAGGAUGCGGGAAAGCUAGUCCAUGCGGACGUGACAGGAAAUCCAAAUCAGAGCUAUGUAGACUUCAAUCGUUCAUGUGUGCCGCUGUUAGAGAUUGUUAGUGAGCCUGAUCUGCGCUCCCCUGCAGAAGCAAUCGCCUACUGGCGCGCGGUCAAAGAAAUCCUCGAAUAUGUCGAAAUUAGCGAUUGCAACAUGGAGGAGGGGAGUUUCCGUUGUGAUGCGAAUAUCUCCCUGCGUCCCGUUGGCAGCAAAGAAUUGGGGACACGAACAGAAUUGAAAAAUAAAAAUUCAUUUCAGCAUGUGAUGACCGCCUUGGAAUACGAGGAGAAGCGUCAAGCACGGAUUCUCGAUCAGGGGGGUAAAGUUAUCCAAGAAACCGUACUGUUUGACAUCAACACCGGUAGGACAGCCUCCAUGCGUAGCAAAGAGGAGGCUCACGAUUAUCGCUACUUUCCUGAACCCGACCUUGUUCCUUUUGAGGUAGAUGCAGCAGAAGUUGAACGUAUCCGAGCAGCGCUGCCGGAACUACCUGCUGAACGCCGCAAGCGUUUUGUUGAAGAAUACGGCAUUCCUACCUACGAUGCAGAGUUUCUCACUGCCACGCGACAGAUGGCGGACUUUUUCGAUGAAACAGCGCGUCUCAGCAGCGAUCCAAAGGGGAGCAGUAACUGGAUCAUGGGGGAUCUGUCGGGGCUGUUGAACAAUGCAGGGAUAGAGAUUCAGGAUGCUAAAGUAACACCCGCUCAUCUCAGCGAACUGAUUGAGCUAAUUAAAAAUCAGACAAUCAGCGGCAAAAUUGCUAAAUCCGUCCUGCCCGAUGUCUUUGAAACCGGCAAAACUCCAAAGCAAAUCGUCGAGGAGAAAGGGCUUUCGCAGAUUUCCGACGCGUCUGCAAUCGAAUCAAUCGUCGAUCAGGUCAUCGAAGAAAAUCCGGGACCCGCACAAGAUUAUCGCGACGGGAAGCAGAAGGCGAUCGGUUUCCUUGUCGGUCAAGUGAUGAAAGCCACUAGGGGCAAAGCCAACCCACAGAUGGUCAACCAGCUUUUGCAGCAGAAACUUACCGGCUAAGGGACCAACAACCGACUUGUCGAAGAAAGCUCGGUUCAAAGCAGUUAUGACAAUCCAAGACGCCUUCCACCAAGGUGCUGUGGUUUGUGCAACCCUUAGCGUACGAUAUUAUCAGGUUUCAUCGGAACACGCAAUCGGGUUAGCAGCCGCAAGUUAUUAAUGCCAUGACAAUACAACAUCCAAAGACAGACAAAAUCAACUUGAAGGGGUUGACACUGCUUGAGCUAGAAGAACUGGUGACACAGUGGGGCGAACCGAAAUAUCGUGCGAAGCAACUGAUGUCAUGGAUGUAUCGCGGACGAGUGGAGACAUUCGAGGCAAUGACGAACCUGCCCCACAAGCUAAGGCAGAGGUUGGCAGAUCUAGCUUGCAUCGGUGGGCCACAUGUCCUCACGCGCACGGCUUCCAACGCCGACACGGCAAUCAAAUACCUGUUUGAACUUACUGAUGGCAGCCGGGUCGAAAGCGUCCUGAUGUAUGAUCAAGAUCGCAUCACGGUCUGUGUUUCGUCACAGGUGGGGUGUGCGAUGGCGUGCGAUUUCUGUGCGACCGCGAAGAUGGGAUUUUUCCGUAAUUUGACAGUGGCGGAGAUUUUGGACCAAUUGAUAACAAUCGAACGUGAAUUGGACGACGAAAAAGGUGUGACGCAUGUUGUGUUUAUGGGGAUGGGGGAGCCGCUGGCAAACUAUGACCAGACUGUGAAAGCAAUCCGCUUGAUGACGGAUGCGAAUGGGUUAGGGAUAUCUGAAGGGAAGAUCACCGUUUCCACCUCCGGUUUAGCCCGGCGGAUGCGGCAAUUCACCCACGAGCAACUCAAGUGCAAUCUUGCCCUUUCGUUAAACGCCACAACGGACGAAACUCGAACACGCCUGAUGCCUAUCAACGCCAAAUAUCCAAUGGAUGAAGUCCUCAACGCCACACGGGAAUGGGCACUUGCGACACAACGACCCGCCACACUUGAAUAUGUUCUUAUCCAAGGUGUGAAUGACAGUGUUGCAGACGCUAGACGCCUCCGUAAACUGAUGGGACGGCUGCCGUGCAAGCUAAACCUUAUCCCCUUCAACGAGAUCGAAGGUGCCGAUUUUCAACGCCCCAAACUCGAUCAGAUUGAACGAUUCCGCCGCAUAGUCGCAGAUGGGCACCAUGUCGCACCGAUUCGAUUCAGCAAGGGCAGAGACAUCGCUGCCGCCUGCGGUCAACUCCGAACAAUUUACGAAAAGCAGGGCGUGAUGCUGCCGCAAGUGUCAUAGCGAAUUCCCAUUAUGCUUUCUGAGCUUGCUACCGCUAUUCAGGUAUCCAUCCGUAAGAACUACAACCUUACCAUCGAGUCAGCAACACCGAUCGGCACCGGCGCAAUGAGCACAACCAUGCGGCUUGCGACCAAUCAGGGAACAUUGUUCCUGAAAAUCUAUAAGUCGGCGCGAAAUCAGAAGACUCCUGCACAACUCGACCUUCAACGAAUCGCCUUCACGCACACUGUCCAAGACUUUUUAUAUGAGGAAGGUUUUCCUGUUCCUCGCUUACUGCCGAAUAAUAGCGGAGAAACGUUCAGCGUAUGUAACAGCCCUCUGGAAACAGGGGAAGUAUAUGCCCUCUCUGAAUUCAUUGAGGGAUCUGACUACGAUGUUGCGAAUUCGGAGCAGCUACGUGCAUCGGGGGAAAUGCUUGGACGUUUACACCAGCAGCUGCGCCUAUUUCAACCUCAAAUUCAGCUUGCCGG
Molecule: messenger RNA, 3373 nt
Organism: Geodia barretti
Lineage: Eukaryota; Metazoa; Porifera; Demospongiae; Tetractinellida; Geodiidae
Source: the annotation of a GenBank genome assembly